Molecule: messenger RNA, 6653 nt
Organism: Labeo rohita (rohu)
Lineage: Eukaryota; Metazoa; Chordata; Actinopteri; Cypriniformes; Cyprinidae
Product: inactive phospholipase C-like protein 2
Exons: 6
Coding region: 367-3690 (1107 amino acids)
Biological process (GO): lipid metabolic process; intracellular signal transduction
Molecular function (GO): phosphatidylinositol-4,5-bisphosphate phospholipase C activity
Source: RefSeq, a predicted model, not a curated record
CCAUGUAAUGCUUUAUCUGAUCAUGUGUGUGGUGUGCGCGGCGUUUCGGAGCAGCGGCAGUGUAUUUUACCGAUGUGAAGUCAAUUCAGCAGAUGGCAGUAUCUGUCAGAGCCGUGUGAGCGCCUCAACAAUGACACUUGCAACAUCGCAACACUGAAACAUUCGAACGCGGUGCGCGCAGAUACAAUGUAUCGAACCCGACAGAUGCUGCCGAGCCGAAGCCGAAGCAGAAACGCCGACGAGAAUUAAACCCGCGAUGGCUCUCCAUUUCUCUCUCACGUCUCUCGGGGAGCUCCAAUCGCUCGCUACUCGAACCGACAGCUAAUACUGCCAGGGACAGGCGGCUGUGUGCGUUACACGGAGCUCAUGGCGGAGUUUGUCGCCGAGAACUGCGGGGUCUCAUCGCCGAGCGGUGGCGGUGGGAAAUCCGCCCAGCCCGAUGAUGAUGCGGACGGCAGAGCUGCGAGCGAGGUGUCGGUCUCGAACGGGGACUGUGGACUGUGUCCACCCGAGAAGCAGGGGCUUGAGACGGCCAACGCGUCUGUGGUGCUGGACGGCAAAACUGGAAUACCACGGAAGGCCAGUAUUAUUAAGGAUGGUUCCAGGCGGUGCAAGGAAAGGAAGAAGACAGUGUCGUUCAGUAGCAUGCCAACAGAGAAAAAGAUCAGCAGUGCAAGCGACUGCAUUAAUUCAAUGGUGGACGGGUCUGAAUUGAGGAAAGUACGCUCCAACUCCAGAGUCUACCAUCGAUAUUUCCUCCUAGAUGCCGACAUGCAGUCUUUGCGGUGGGAGCCGUCCAAAAAAGAGUCAGACAAGGCCAAGAUUGAUGUAAAGUCAAUUAAAGAGGUGCGAACUGGUAAAAACACAGACACCUUCAGGACCAAUGGAAUUUCGGAUCAGAUUUCCGAGGAUUGUGCGUUCUCUGUAAUCUACGGGGAGAACUAUGAAUCGCUCGAUUUAGUCGCAAAUUCAGCCGAUGUAGCAAAUAUAUGGGUGACUGGACUCAGGUACUUGAUAUCUUAUGGAAAACACACUCUUAACAUGAUUCAGAGCAGUCAGGACAACAUGCGUGCAUCCUGGCUGGGCGACCUCUUCGAUGAAGCGGACAUCAUUGGUGGAAAAUGCAUUAGUCUUUGUUCAGCCAUACAGCUGAUCAAGAAAUUAAGUCCAGGACUGAAAAAUGUCAAGAUAGAGCUGAAGUUCAAAGAGUUGCACAAAGCGAAAGAUAAAAUCGGUUCCGAUGUGACCAAGGAGGAGUUCAUCGAAGUCUUUCACGACCUUUGCACAAGACCAGAAAUCUAUUUUUUGCUGGUUCAGUUCUCAAGCAACAAGGAGUUUCUUGACACCAAGGACUUGAUGAUCUUUUUGGAGGCAGAGCAGGGCAUGGCCAAGGUGAGCGAAGAUAUCAGCGUGGAAAUUAUCCAGAAGUAUGAACCCUCGAAAGAGGGGCAACUCAAGGGAUGGCUCUCCCUGGAUGGGUUUACCAAUUACCUCAUGUCACCAGACUGCCACAUCUUUGAUCCUGAACAAAAAACAGUAUGCCAAGACAUGAACCAACCCCUUUCUCACUAUUACAUAAACUCUUCCCACAAUACCUACCUGAUUGAGGACCAGUUCAGGGGUCCGUCGGACAUUACGGGCUACAUCCGUGCCCUGAAGAUGGGGUGCAGGAGCGUGGAACUUGAUGUGUGGGACGGGUCCGAUAACGAACCGGUCAUUUACACGGGCCAUACGAUGACCUCACAUAUUGUCUUCCGCAGUGUUAUUGACAUCAUCAACAAGUACGCUUUCGUUGCCUCGGAAUUCCCUCUGAUCUUGUGCGUGGAGAACCACUGCUCCUUGAAGCAACAGAAAGUCAUGUUUCAGCAUCUGAAGAAAAUACUCGGAGACAAAAUCCACUCAGAUCCACCCAACCUUGAGGACAACUACCUUCCAUCCCCAUCAGACCUAAAGGGAAAGAUUCUUCUGAAAGGAAAGAAACUAGCAAGCAACUGCACCGGCUCCGAAGGCGAGGUGACGGAUGAGGACGAGGGUGCGGAAAUGUCUCAAAGGAUGAACAACGAAGGUGGUGAACAGCAGACGGUUGUUCAACCCAAAAAGUUCCAGCUUUCCAAGGAUCUGUCGGACUUGGUAACCUUGUGCAAGUCUGUUCGGUUUAAGGAUUUCCAGACAGCUUUCCAGAACCAGAAGCACUGGGAGCUCUGCUCCUUCAAUGAGGUCUUCGCCAGUCGGUGUGCCACUGAUCAACCUGGCGAGUUUGUUAACUACAACAAGAAGUUUCUAGCAAGGGUUUACCCGAGUCCAAUGCGAAUCGAUUCCAGCAACAUGAACCCGCAGGACUUUUGGAAGUGUGGCUGUCAAAUAGUAGCAAUGAACUAUCAAACGCCAGGUCUCAUGAUGGACCUCAACAUUGGCUGGUUUAGGCAAAACGGGAACUGUGGAUACGUCCUACGCCCGGCGAUCAUGAGGGAGCAGGUAUCUUAUUUCAGUGCCAAUACUAAAGACUCAGUCCCGGGAGUGUCUCCACAGCUCCUUCACAUAAAGAUAAUUAGCGGGCAGAAUUUCCCUAAACCCAAGGGCUCAGGCGCCAAAGGCGAUGUGGUGGAUCCCUACGUUUAUGUUGAAAUUCAUGGCAUUCCUGCGGAUUGCGCAGAACAAAGGACUAAAACGGUCCAUCAGAAUGGCGACAACCCCAUCUUUGACGAAAGCUUCGAGUUUCAGAUUAACCUUCCGGAAUUGGCAAUGGUGCGCUUUGUUGUUCUGGAUGACGACUACAUUGGAGAUGAGUUUAUUGGUCAGUACACGAUUCCGUUCGAAUGCAUUCAGCCAGGUUUCCGCCACAUUCCCCUCCAGUCGCUGACGGGCGAGCUGCUUCCGCACGCAUGGCUCUUCGCUCAUGUGGCCAUUACUAAUCGGCGUGGUGGGGGUAAACCUCACAAAAGGGGGCUUUCGGUCCGCAAGGGUAAAAAGGGUCGGGAAUACGCCACUAUGAGGAUACUGCUCAUCAAGGCUGUAGAUGAAGUCUUUAAAUCUGCUGCACAGCCACUUCGGGAAGCCACUGAUCUCCGAGAGAACAUGCAGAAUGCCAUUGUGCCAUUUAAAGAGCUUUGUGGUCUGUCUGCGGUGGCCAACCUGAAGCAGUGUAUAUUAGCGCUCUCCCCGCGUCUCAUCGGGACGGACAGCAGCCCGGUUUUGCUGUUUAACCUCAAAGAUCAGUACCCCACCGUGGAGGCCCAGGGCCUGCUGCCUGAGGUCUUGAAGAAAGUGGUUACCGCUUAUGAGAUGAUGAUCCAGACCAGCCGAACCCUGCUGGAGAACUCAGAAGGCGUGUACGAGCGAAUACUGCAAGUCCAGAAAACAGCAAUGGAGUUCCAUGAGAAACUGCACGACAUGGCGAUGAAGGAGGGACUGAAGGGAAGAAAACUCCACAAAUCCGUGGAGAGCUUCACCUGGAACAUCACGAUUUUAAAGGGCCAGGCCGAUCUGCUGAAACACGCUCGGGCAGAAGUGCUGGAAAACCUGAAACAGAUCCACUACGCCGCACUCACCUGUAACCUGGUCAAGGGCGGAACGGGACCCUCGUCGGGGUCGGGCUCGGGCUCCAAGGGCCGCCGCAGCCUGGACGUCAUCCCGGAGACCGUCGCGGAGAAGGCGGUCGGGGAGGACUACAUCACGGACGAGGAGAACUGAGAGGGUGCCGAAGCGUCCCGCCAAAUCCCAUAAAUCCUCUCCCAGGGUCGGCGUGUACCGAGAGCCGCCGGUGGCCGGAAACGCUUCAGAACGAAACGGAGCGAGCGAAACCAAGGCCUCCUCUACGUCCCGUUCCCGUGUCCAUCCGUCCCCCGUCCGUGUCUCUCCUCCUCGGCGCCGCCGGUCUCCGGGGGCAGGUGGGUGUCGACGAGGCCGAACUUCGCUCCAGGUCUUUCUACAAGCACAAACUUUUGAGUAUUAGGAGGAAUUAGAACUGGAGCCAUGAAUGUAACGAGACGUCGUGUGCGGAUGUGUUGGAGGAAGGAAGAAAGCUGUUUACAAUAAAGAACUACUCCGUGUUCUGUCUGCCAAAAUAGUAUGUGUGUGUAUAUACAGUAUAAAUAUAUGUAUGGAGAUCUGUUACCUUUUUUGCUAUGUGAACUUUUAAUGGAUCAGAUUAUUUUGUUAAGAGAAAUGGAUGUUUUAAAGAGCUCAUAUUUUAUUUGCUUGUACAGAACUUGAGAUGUGGAUCUUAUGAGACGGCCCCGGCCCAGGCCCUUCGUGGGCUUUUUUUAAAUUAUUUGUAUAAAUGCAGGAGGAUUUUGAGGAUGUGGUUCAAGAGAGAAUCUAGUUUUAGAUAUUACCAGCAGCUACUGUACAUGUGAAUAGGUGAGAGUCUCUGAGACGAUUGUUGCUUCUCUAUGGCCACGUGCACAAUGCAAAGUUGAAAUGCAUUUACAUUUAUUCAUUUAGCAGACGGUUAAGCAAUUUACAAAUUACAAUUCCUUAAUUUGUCAUUUUGUGUGUGUACAGAAUACAGCACUGAACAUUUUGCAUAACAUGUCCCUAAAAAAAGAUAGAUGAAUGUCAACAGUUUAACCCAGUGGUUCUCAACCUUUUUGAAGCCAAUGCCCAAAAUUGUUCAAAACAAUAUUUGGAGGAAAAAUAUAUUAAAAAAUAUAUAUAUUUUACUCAAUCUAAAAUAUAUUGGAGUAUGGUUUAUAAUGCCCUAAAUAUUUAUUAAUUUAGAAUUCAAUUUUAUAAUUACUAUUAAAAUUGAAAUCAUCUGAAGGCCUCACUUAAUUUGAUAAUGUUUGUAAAUAAAUAUUUCACUAAAAAUUUGUACUUAAAAAAAAGGCAUGCCUAACAUAAAUAAAUAAAUAAAAUGACCUAAAUGCGAAAGCAAAAUUAAUUAAAAUUAUUUUUAAUCAUUAAUCAUUAUAAUAAUUUGACAGCCCCUCUUAUUUUGUAAGAUUAACAAUAACAGUUUUUAAAAAUGUGUUGUAUUUACAAUUUUAUUAACCCAGUGGUUCUCAACCUUUUUGAAUGGAAAUGAAUUUUUUGGAGUUUUGAAGGAAAUAUAUUUAAAAUAUAUAUAUUUUACUGACAAUUUUUACUCUAUAAAAUAUAUUGGUUUAUUAUUAAUUAAUUUACAAUUAAAUUGAAUAAGUAUAAUUAAAUUUGAAAUCAUUUGAAGGCCUCACUUAAUUUGAAGGAUUAAGGAUUUAAAAAAUAUAUUUUAAGUAAAAUUUUUACUUAAAAAAUAAAUAAAUAAAUGAACCUAAAUGUUUUAUUAAUGUAAAAUGGUCUAGAAUUUAAAAUUAAAUAAAAUUAUUGAUAAACAUUAAUCAUUAUAAUAAUUUGACAGCCCCUCUUAUUUUAAAAGAUUAACAAUAAAGAUUUUUAAAAAACAUGUUUUAGUUGCAUUUUUUAUUUAGCAGUAUAAAGUAUUUUUGUAAGUAUUUUUGAGUAUGGCACCCCAAUAUAUUUGAAAAUUAAUUCUAAGUAAAAUCUUGCUUAAAUUUAAAUUGGAAAAAAUAUAUACAUUUAUAAAUUGGAAUAAAUAAUAAUAAUAAAAUCACUAUAAUUUGAUGCAAAGGGGAUAAAUUAAAAAAAAAAAAAAAAAAAUAUAUAUAUAUAUAUAUAUAUAUAUAUAUAAAUGAAAAUGUAAGAACUUUUCUAUGACUAGAAUUUCAAAUUAAUUACAAUUUUCAAAUUAAAAUCAUUUGAAGGUCCCUAUAAAUUUAAAGGAUUAAGGAUAAGGAUUUUUUUAAUAUUAAUAUUUUUUUUUUUUUUUUUUAAAUAAAAUAUUUCAGAGUAAAUAAAUAAACGCAUAUAUUCAUGAUAAAAAUGCCCUAAAUGUUUUAGGCUUGUAUUCAUUUAAUUUUUUUUUUUUUUCCAGAUUUAGAAAUUUAAAAUGAAUUCAAAUAAACAUUACAAAUCUUUUUAAAUCAUCUCGAGGCCCCCUUGGACAUUUUACCUACACUGAGAAUAACUGCUUUUACCAACUUGCCGUUAGGUAUUUUUAAAGAACGUCAUAUUAGUUGCCUUUAAAAUGUCAUAUUUAAUAUUACUUGCUAUUUCUUAAAACCACAAUUCACUCAUUAAAUUGCUAGACAAUUUUAAAGUAAUUACAAAGUUAAUCCUACAUAAAAUUGUUCUCAUUAAAUGAGUGACAGCCUGAUUUCCCUGCAGGGUGCAUGUGGCCUUUGAGAGCAGACUGAAUACUGUACGUCAAGUGUUACGAUUAAAGCUUCUCAUACAUUCCUGGAAACGAAGUAGUCCGUGUGUGUGUGUGUGUGGCUACUGUUCAAAAAUGAUUCUGCUUUGUUGCUGAAGUUCUGUCUUACAUUGCCUUUUUAACCCGACUUCUUCUAGUUGCUUCUAGUUUGUAAAUGUUUGUUUGCGGCUCAUUCCGUCGGUCUUCUCAUUGUGCCAAUCUACUGUUGGACCCUGUGAACCACUUCCAUUGGAUUUUACACGUUGUGACCAGAGAUUAAACUGGACAUGAAAAAGAAACAAGUUUGUUUAUACAUUUCAGUGCUGUUAUUGUGUAUUUAUAAUUCUAGUUAACCAUUUAUACCAGUCAGGAGUGGAUGAUAGUUUCUAAGAGAAUAUCAGUUUUGUUUAACGCUGUCAAGACCCAAUGCUCUGAAAUAAACCAUGUUAAUUACAUUCUUGAA